CUCUUCUCCUCUCACCUAAUAUAAAUUCCAGGGAGGAUGUUUCCGAGGACGGAAAGGAAUCCGUGCAGAAAACCAGGUAGCCUUCAGAAUUUGACAAAAGCCAGCACAUUUGUUCAUUCUUUUUUAAGGGCAUUAAGAUAAGGGAAAGAAUCUGGUCUGUGUCUAGGUUAGGCUAACCAAUUAAAGCAAACUACAAGCUGGAGAAGGAAGAUACCUUGUUGACUAUUGGACCAAUACCAUUUCCUUGGGAUUGGAAUAUUUUACUAAAAAGCAACGAUGAUUGCUUCUUGUGGGUAUUAUAAAAUAAAGAAGGAAUAAUAUCACAUCUUACAAAAGUAAGCUAAAGGUGGAAUAUAAUGGGAUAAGUUGAAGGACAGACUUUUAAAUUUGUUUGUAGCUUGUAAGACAGAAAUGAAUGGUAUUGGUACCC
Messenger RNA from Rubroshorea leprosula, 430 nucleotides. The record is from the annotation of a GenBank genome assembly. NCBI's taxonomy places the organism in Eukaryota, Viridiplantae, Streptophyta, Magnoliopsida, Malvales, Dipterocarpaceae.